CAUUGAUCAUGGCUAUCCCAAACACUUUCGUCGUGUACAAACGCGACGCCAGACACCUCGCCUACUGGUUGAUCCACGCAUCCAACUUCAUCAUCAAGACGCGGAAAAGGGACGACGGUGCCUGGGAGCCGUCGGUCGAGUUCAACACAACCGGACAGGUUCGUGUCGAUAACCUUCCAUCGGUAGCCAAGUUCGUGAAGAAACACAUGCAGACGAUACCGCCUACCACAUCCUGCCUUUUCAGGUCCGUCAUCGACGCAAGGGCGGAGCAUCUGGCUUUCUUGCGACGUAUUGUGACUGAGGAAGACCCUCAGUAUGGCAAAGACAUCAAGAUUCACGAUACGUUUAUCCAACUCGUCAUAGAGGCUUUCGUUGCCCUUGGCGGAGACGCCUGGAUAGAGACUGCGCAGCCAAGAGGUGAGAAAAUUCGAUCGAAUACCAGCAAUAUCACUCCAGAAAAGCUUGCCGACGCCAUCCAAUUCUCAGCCUUGGACUUGCAAAACCUAAGCCUCGAGAGCUCUAACGAGGAAUCAAACGACGCUAGCCGUGUUCCUCUUCGUGGAUCCCGAAGGCGAGCCCAAGCGAAAUCGGGAAGAGGUGGCAAGGGCAAGAAGAAGGCGAAGAAGGCUCCCGGUGCCCUCCUGAACCAGGUACCUAUCGAUAAAUACAGCAUCGUCGAAGCCGAUGGGAUUGGGGAAGCUGAGAAUUUUAUGGCUGCUUGCGCAAUCGUCAAGGAGUGCAUCAUCCUCAGAAACUAUCUUCAGAAUGUCUGGUGCGAGACAGCUUACUCCAUCAUCCGUGGAAACCUCGAGACUGCACAAGGCACAUUCAUCAAAGCUUUGGCAGAACUGAGUCCCGCGAGGCAGUAUGACGGAGCCAAGACGGUCUCCGUCGACUUGAAAGAGUACAUUCAGCUGGGAACCUACCGAGAUCUGGUUGACUUCAUCGAAGACUAUCAACAGUCACAGAAUGGGAAGCCGACUAAGAAGAUGCUUGCCAAGAUCAAAGACUGGGAUCCAACUUUUGAUCUACGAAAUGCCACCAAGAAGCAAAGACUGAAGUGGCGGCAUUCAUACACGAUCAACUGGCUUUACGAUCUCGUCAACUCCUAUACAGGACCUAAACACCUUUACGACCGAGGUGAUGAAGAGUGGGAGCGGCGUGAAGACUUCCCCGAUAGUCCAGGGACGGGGUCUGAGCCGGUUCUUGGCCUCGGGGAUUUCGCAUGCUUUGUCACGGCGUUGGCGAUCCAGCAGCCAGGAACGGAUGUUCUCCGAUACAUCAUGCCUCGUCACGUCUUUCAGCUACAAUGCAUUGUGGAUGCUUUCACCGUGUCAUGUGGCUGGACCAACAGCACUCGGCGGGGACAUGUCCUUGGACCACGAUGUCUAGAUACGCUUGGUCCGAUGGAAGAUAUUGAUGGGUUUUUAGGACGUAGACAAACGGGAAAUAGUAAUGAGGAGCGCAAUGGUAGUGGCAAUGGCAAAAAGAACGGCGGCACUAAACGGUUCAUCGGCGACAUCAAGCUGCACAUCGGCGACAACAAAAAGGACGACGACAAUCACAAUAACGACGAUCAGAAGUUGGGGGUCAGCAACGGGCUUCUUCGGUCUGCCAACUUGCUGGCUAAUUUUUACGGUAUAGAAAACCGUAACGUGCAUAGGCGGACAAUGAUGGAGUUCUUGAAAGUAGUUUGUAGAGAAUUCGACUUCCUGGGUCAGUCAGUCCCAAUGGAUGGCAACAUACUCCCGAUAUCCCGUUUCGAUCAUACCGGCCCCAAUGGUCUGUGGAAAUACUCUCCGUUUCUUUGUGGCGUGGGACUGAUGGAGGGUCUGGAAAGGGUUUACCGCACGAGCAUGCUCGUCUGGGACAACCUCGAGGAACCGAUGGCCAUGAUACAUCUCCACAACAUGCUUGUCCAACCCAAGCAUAUCAAACAGCCUUUGGCUCACUAUGGAGCAUUACAAGACAUGUUUCGAGAUAGCUUCUUCCCUGGCGGCCAAGCUCCACAGUCCAACUUCUCUGAAGCCUUUCUUGGCAGGGGAGAGCUCCUGUGGGGUGCUGGCAGAGCAAAACAAAAGCCGGCCCUCCCGGCAUCGGCAGGAUACCAUCGCGCAAUCGACGUCGGCAGAAACUUAGCCUUCAAUACCAAGUCUCAUUUGUUGCUUUACCGAGAAGCGGAAUGGAACGUUGAAUGGAUACCAGACAAUGAACUCAACCCACUGACUCGUUUGGCCUUGCUUCGCGCUUCUCAGCUAAUUACCGAUCCUCUUUUGAACCCAAGGACCAAGGGCCAAGAGAAUCUAGUGGACCGCUUCAAGAAAACUUUAGGUGUAGACGAUCAAGAGCUGCUAUCCCGAAUGAAUGCCCUUUUGAGGGAGUCAGAUCAAGCACAGUCCCAACAGUCCGAUACCAGACCGAAUGCUUUGCUGAAUGUAGUCGUGUCAAGGGGAUACCUUGAGCCUUCUCGAGUGCAAAUCCUCGAUUUAGUCAAAGCAGACCUACACGACGAUAUUGAUGGGAACCGCUCUUACUCCACAUUCAAUUACAUACUGUUGUAUGUCAAUAUGAUCGAAACCUUUGACAAAAUUGAAUACGAACUCGGAAGGGCACAAGAUUCUGACUGCCAGAGUAUUCUGGAGUUGAAGACAAGACUUCAGAUGGUCGAUGGACUGAUGCGGAAAGAGCGAGAAAGGAAGAGCAUCAAGAUCGUGGCAAAGGUCUUAGAGAGCCAGAGAGAGUUGCCAUGCCGCUACCCCCGGAACGAGAGGUCAGUGGAAACAUUCCCUCGCGGAGAGAAUGCCUCGGAUAUUGAUGGAACUGAGCUGUUGUGCUCAGUCAUGUGAGGAGUAAUGCUUGGACUGUGUUCCUUGGGGAGAAGCGGUUGGAUGCAUAGUCAAGAAAGUGCCGCGGAGGGUUAACUUGACUUACUACCCAGUUACAGCGUUUGCGUGAAUAGGAUUAUUGGGUACUCCUGAGUUGAUAGUCAAUAUUGAAC
Colletotrichum godetiae is the source of this 2998-nucleotide messenger RNA. RefSeq lists its product as uncharacterized. The record is from RefSeq and is a predicted model, not a curated record. The coding region runs from base 9 to 2846 and encodes 945 amino acids. The transcript has 2 exons. Lineage: Eukaryota; Fungi; Ascomycota; Sordariomycetes; Glomerellales; Glomerellaceae.